Molecule: messenger RNA, 2735 nt
Organism: Sebastes umbrosus (honeycomb rockfish)
Lineage: Eukaryota; Metazoa; Chordata; Actinopteri; Perciformes; Sebastidae
Gene: rbm4.3
Product: RNA binding motif protein 4.3
Exons: 4
Coding region: 162-1202 (346 amino acids)
Cellular component (GO): cytosol
Molecular function (GO): mRNA binding
Source: RefSeq, a predicted model, not a curated record
GCGGUGUGGACGUGACCCGGAAGUAACAACAACACAGACGCAGAAGAAGUAAACGCGGACAAAAGCUAACCGGAAGUGGACUCCUGCAGAAGGAAACGUCUCUAAACGGUCUGAAUCAGGCUGAAAUCUUCACUCAGGCCGCUCGGUUAAAAAGAUAAACAAUGGUGAAGAUCUUUGUGGGCAACCUGCCCCGAGAGGCAGACCAGGAUGAAAUCAAGGCGCUCUUCACUCAGUACGGCACGGUCACAGAGUGUGCCAUCAUCAAGAACUACGCCUUCGUCCACAUGGAUGACCGCAAAGCUGCCACCAAAGCCAUUAAGAACCUGCACCUCUACAAGCUGCACGGCACACCGAUCAACGUGGAGGCCAGCCACGGGAAGAACCAGGGCUCCGUCAAACUGCAUGUAGCCAACGUAGAAAAGGGAGCCGAUGACGAGCUGCGUGCUCUGUUCGAGGAGUACGGCUCGGUCACAGAGUGUGCUGUUGUGAAGAAUUUUGCUUUUGUUCACAUGUCCAACUCGGACGAGGCCAUGGAUGCCAUUAAGGGACUGGACAAUACUGAAUUUCAAGGCAAACGCAUCCAUGUCCAGAUUUCAAAGAGCCGUCCCAGACAUGACGAACGGGAUGACUACCCUCCUCCUCCUCCAGACAGGGGUGGCUAUUGGCCCCCUCGCUACCCAGGAGAGAGGCAUGAGCCUCCCCCACCCGGCUACAUGAGAGGCCGCCUCAGUCAUAUUCCCCCAGGUUACCCCGCCCCCCCUCUGCCACCCCCUCCCCCUAGACGAGCCGUUUAUCCUGAACGUCCUUAUGAGGGCGAAAGGGAGAGAUACGGCGUGGUAGAUUACUAUGAGAAGUACAGAGCCCGUCCGUACGGCAUCGCCGCCUACGAGGACCAGCGUGGUGGCGCCCCACCUCCUCCCCCUCCCCCCUCAGCCGUUGUCCGAGACCGCCUUAUGCCCUCGUCGCUUGACCCAUAUGAGCGUCGUCCCCUCCCACCUCCUCCGUCCUCGUACUACGCCCGAGAUCGCAGUCCCCUGAGGAGGGCGCCUAGCGCGCCAAUGCCCCCCGCCAGUAACGGCUACUCCUACGAGCGCUCCCGACUCUCUCCGGUUUCCCGGGUCCCGGCAUACGGAGUUCCACGUGCCAGGGACCCCUACGCAGAACGUCUGCCUCCGCCACCGCCUGCACGCUACGCUUAUUAAGCGAGGCCCGGGCAUGUGAAGGAUCGUCGUCAACUGCGUCGCCCGCUCGCCGCCUCCUGAUGCACGUGACACUAUCCUCUUCCUGUCUGUGGCUGAGCGCGUUGCGUUCCCCUGCGACGCUUAGAGGAGGAACCGAAUUGCCGACGUCCACGUCUGUUUUGGUUUUUAUUAUUUUGGGACAGUUUUUACUCGUUUUUUUCCCCCCCUCUGACUGUUUUAGUUUGUCAUUGUGCUGUAGUAUUUUUUUAUGCUUGACGUCUGAACUAGGCGCUUUUUUUAUUUUGUACUUUUUACGUUUGAAAAAUUAGUGUUCUGAUGUUGUUUGUGACCUUAGAAAGCUGAAUAACUUCAGCAGCAGUCUAGGCGAUACUUGUGACUGUAGAUUUAAAUGAUCUGACUCAUGUUUGGUAUUAAAUCUAAUCUGCACGUUGGUUCCAUUAUGUCACGCUUUCCCAUCGAAAACCAAACCGCCAUGUGGCGUUGCUGUGAAAAUCUAAACUGCUAAGACGUAGCAUUUUGACAAAUGUAGAAAGUAACCGUUAAUAGGACGGUUACCGUAAAACGUUCACAUGUACUUUUCCAUUGUCGAAGUUGUUUUUAAUAAACCGAUUUGUGCAGUAAUGUUCAGAGAUGUGCUCUAAAACAUCAGUGUAAGCGCUUGAAUUGAUUCGAAUACACUGCUGGGAUCUCUCGAAAAAAAUAAUCAACUCUUAUAUUUAAUGAUUAUCCGUUUAUUAAUGAUGAAAUCACGCAUAACAAACUUGUUAAAAUCGUCACGCUGAUUAAAGACUCCUGGUCUUCUCUGGAAUGCUCCAGCUUAAUCAUUCAUCAGCGUACCUUUUAGCUUUGUCCCCUUUAGUGCCCAAGUUGAAACUUGUUCACAUUAGCGCUAAAGUGAAGAAGUGCGUAACACACUCCAGCUGUACUCUACCAGGUGAGAUUUCAUAGGUGAGACUAGUUUACCUGUGGGAGAUGGCAUCAGAGGCUGCUGGAGACCUUCAGAGUCGACAGGUAAGUUCGAGGGCUUUAAGGACCACAGACAGCACAUGUUCACAUUUAACUUUCCUAGGUAAAUAAACAGUUGACUAACAGUGAAAAUUAACUUUUAUCAUGUACUAGUGUUGCUAGUUAAGUGUUUUUCACUCAUUGCCUGUACACAUAACUCCACUCAGCUGUGAAUCUGCUCUUUAUCGCCAGUGUUUGCUGGGAAAUAACUAUAUAGUUGAUCAUUUUUUUAGGCACUGCCAGCAAGUUGACUACAGUCUUGGUCUGAAGACCAUGGCAGCUUUUCAAAUAGGAAAUUAAGCAGGCCAGGAUUGCUUGGAUUGGUUAAGAAAGCAUACGUAAAUCCAGCACUUGGUCUUGCAGACACAUUUUUUUAAACCCUUGUAAAACAUGAAGUAAAUUAACAAAACAGUGGAAUUGAAUUAACUGAUUUUACACAUUGAUUUUGAUUGAGAAAUUUCCAGUACUUUGCAUUGUAUUGCUGUUUUUGAGAGAUGACCUGCAUGAAUAAAUUAUUUCAAACUGUAA